AUGUCUACGAGUAGUAAUAAAUUGAACAAAACAGAUAUUGAACGACUUAUAUCACAAAAUAGCACAUCAAUAUCCUAUACAAAACCAAAUGAAUCGAGUAAAAUUAAAAUUUCCAAGUACUGGGACACUUUUAGUCAAAUAUAUGUUUCUAAUGUUAAACAAGACUUUAUUAUUUGUGAUAAUUGUAAAACAAUAUUGGUUUACAGAUCAUCAACAGGUUCUGGUUGUAUGAUUAAUCAUUUGCAUUGUUGUCGAUCCAAACUUAAACAAGCUAAUUCAUCAGGUGAACAACAAACAAUCAACAAUUAUUACAAGUCAACCUCCAAUGACAAAAAACAAGUACCAAAAAAUAUUAAACGUGCUAUUACAACGUCUUGUGUUGAGUUUGUUGCUGAAGAUGAUCGAGCAUUCCACUUACUUCAAGGACCUGGUUUUGUUCGUUUAGCGAAACAAUUAUUUGAUAGUGGUCAACGUUUAUCUUCAUCAACAAAUAUUAGUAUUAAAGAUUUACUACCAACUUCUUCUACUAUAAGUCGAAAUAUUGAUAAAAUGUAUGAUUUUUACAAGCAACAAUUAAUAAAAUUUUUUAAAUCAAUGGAUAGUUAUUGUGUGAUUGUGGAUUUCUGGUGUGAACCGUUUACAGGUUUAUCAUAUUGUGGUAUAUCACUUAGUCAUAUUGAUCCAGAAUUUCAAUCAUAUAUGUUUUCAAUCGGCUGCUUUCCAUAUGAAAUGGAAAAUAAACGUGCACCAACUGUUCGUACAUUUGUUAAUGAUACAUUAAAAGAUUUUGGUUUAGUAUUGGAUCAGGAAAAGUUCGUCGUAACCGAUAAUGAACCAACGAUGUUAUGCACUUUCAAUACAGAUUGUAAAAGAAUAGGAUGUAGUGAUCACUACAUCAACAAACAGCUUCAACAUACAUUUACAACAAAAUCGAUUGAUGGAAAAUUUGUUAAUUGUGAUUUAGCUCAAGGACUUUUCAAUAAUGUUAAAACUCUUGUUUCAAAUAUUCGUCGAAUACACAAGCAGCAAAAUCUAUCGAAAAAAUUGGUUUUGUAUUCAGAUACACGUUUUAGUGGUGCAUAUGAAAUGCUCAAUGUAUUUUCAAGCAUUUUUGAUGAAUUAGUGCAAAUCCUCGAUUCUAAACUAUCGGCAAUUUAUUCUAAUAUUGAGAAAGAUGUUUUAUUCGAUGUAUGCCGUUUUUUAUUUCCAUUUGAUACAGUACUUCGAGCAUUAAGUGAUGAUAAACGACCGACAAUUCAUCGUGUAUUACCAUUCAAACAAUAUUUGAUCAAUAAAUGUGUAAUUGAUGAAAAUGAUGAUGAAGCUAUUAAACAAGUGAAAUCCUUCUUGGGUAAACGUUUAGAUGAAAAAUGGGAAAUAACUGAUCAACAUCUUAUUGCUGCAGUACUUCACCCAAACAAUAAACAUUUACAUAAAACUCCUCAAUUCAAAGAUCGUGCUGUAUUUUUAUUAAAACAAGAAAUGUAUAAACGUUAUAAUCAUUCUUUAUCUACAAGUUCAUCAUCUGUUCCAAUUUCACCAAUAACAUCAUCAACAAGUUCAAUUUCAUGUUCAUCAUCAACACCAUUCUCAUCUUUAACAUCAAUUACAAAAUCUGUUCGUCUAGAUGCACGUGAUAUUUUAUUACGAGAAGUCUUUGACAAACCACCUUCACCUUCAGUACCAGAAAGGAACGAUGCUGAUAAAGAAUUUGAAAAUUAUUUAGCAUCUACGUUGGUGAUGGAAGGUGAUGAACAUGAUGAUAUACUUGCAUUUUGGAGACAACAUAAACAAACGUUUCCAUUAAUUGCAUCAAUUGCUCGUGAUAUAUUAGCCAUACCAGCUUCUAAUACAACUGUAGAGAGACAAUUUUCUUCGUGUAAAAAUAUUGUUACAGAUAAAAGAACCAAAUUAGGUUCUGAAAAAUUGAACAAAUUAAUCUUUUUGAAAAAAAAUAUGAAUAUUUUAAAAGAAAAAUUUGCUGCUAGUUUUGCUGAACCUAGUGAUAGUUUGAAUGUUAAACGAAAAUGUGACAUAAUUAUCUCAAAUGAUGAACCAAUUAAAAAAAAGAACAAAGAAGCUGAUUUCUUCGACAAUCAAAGUGAUAAUGAAUGUUUUGUUGAUAUUGAAAGUGAAGAAGUUGAAGAGAUUUUUUAA
This is a messenger RNA of Rotaria sp. Silwood1, 2157 nucleotides long. Lineage: Eukaryota; Metazoa; Rotifera; Eurotatoria; Philodinida; Philodinidae. The record is from the annotation of a GenBank genome assembly.